This is a messenger RNA of Paramacrobiotus metropolitanus, 1411 nucleotides long. RefSeq names its product alpha-ketoglutarate-dependent dioxygenase alkB homolog 4-like. NCBI's taxonomy places the organism in Eukaryota, Metazoa, Tardigrada, Eutardigrada, Parachela, Macrobiotidae. The transcript is spliced from 2 exons. The coding region runs from base 150 to 1175 and encodes 341 amino acids. The record is from RefSeq and is a predicted model, not a curated record. Gene Ontology annotation, biological process: oxidative demethylation. Gene Ontology annotation, molecular function: oxidoreductase activity; demethylase activity.
UUUGUUUAGCAGUUUUAUUCUUUUAUGAAUUUAUAUACGCAAUAAUACAUAUUAAUUUUGUUAGCUAGAUGAUAUUUUUCAGGGCUGGAAUUGUCCGUUUGGAAGUGUAUUUUUAUUUGCGAAGAGGUAUUGCAGAAGAGGUUUAAGCAAUGUCUAUCGAUUGCCUGCAGGUCUACGGAGGCAAACCGUGUGCCUGUCGCGGCGUCCGAUGUUGUGUGCGCUGCAAACCCGAUCUGUUCGCGGAAAAUCUGAGUGUAUCGCGCAAUAUAGCGGACAAGCGUGGACCCGAAGGAGCAGAUAUUAGUGAUAUUCUGGAUGAUGGGAAUUGUUCCAGGAACGGAAUGAAGUCUUAUAUAAACUCUCAGUCACUGCCACAUUCAUACUCGUAUUGCUAUCAGUGUCACCAUGCCUUUCCAGAAGUGAUAUCCUGUUCGUACAGCAGUUCUGUUCGCGAUGCGGAAAAGGAAGCGUCGUCUUGUACAGGAACCAAAUGCAUUCAUGACGAUACGCUGUAUAGCAGCCAUGCUUUCGUUCUUCCCGGUUUGUACAUUUGGCUGGACUUCGUUUCCGAAAACGAAGAGGAAUUCCUUGUGAACUGCAUUGAUCAGCGAAGCUGGGUAGAGUCGCAGUCUGGACGACGUAAACAGGAUUACGGACCGAAAGUAAAUUUUAAGAAGCAGAAAUUGAAUCCUGCCUCGUUUACUGGGUUACCAGGUUAUUCCCGCUUCUUAUUGGAGCGGAUGAUUAGUCAGGGUGACUGUAAGGAUUAUUUUUCUGAUUUCCGAUGCGCGGAAUUAUGCAACCUAGAAUACACCCGCGAGCGCGGCUCUCAUAUUGAACCACAUACUGACGACACGUGGCUGUGGGGCGACCGGCUAGUCAGUGUGAACUUGAUAUCCGACACAUUUCUUUCGCUAAUUCCGACAGAUAGCUUCGCAGCGCAGUCGGGAUUACCACCCGAGAUUCGCGUGCAUGUCCCUAUGCCUCGACGUUCACUGUUUCUUAUGAUGGGCGAAGCCAGGCAUAAAUGGAAACAUGCUAUUAUACCGGAAGACAUUUGUGAUCGACGACUUGUCAUGACGUUCCGAGAGCUCACUCCGGAGUUUCUCACAGGCGCCGAAAGUGCCUUGGGAAAAAUGGUGUUGGACACUGCAUCUUCUUUUCAGGGAGUGUAGCCGUGUUAUGUGCGUCCCUUACGGACUAGGAUAACGAUAAUGAUUUCAAGCUUUGGUAACACUUUCUGGUAGUCAGUAAAAACGCCUCUGUUGUGCGUGCUCUUGGUAAAGUAACCGACUGUGCUUGGUCACUGUCCACUUUCGAUCACAAUUUCUUCACACAGAUUUAUUCUGAAUACUGAGGACACUUAAAACAACACCUGUUGAUUUAUACUUCAAAACAAUUUGAAAUAAGU